This is a messenger RNA of Dicrocoelium dendriticum, 766 nucleotides long. The record is from the annotation of a GenBank genome assembly. NCBI's taxonomy places the organism in Eukaryota, Metazoa, Platyhelminthes, Trematoda, Plagiorchiida, Dicrocoeliidae.
CAGCCCUACAGCAUUACGGAUAUAUAGCAAUCCAUACAUUGCACGCGGAAGAUUACGGAACCUCGGAUCGAGCUCAUACUAAACGCGCCACACCAGGCGAAGUUCGAUCUUUGACGCCGUGCUGAGUUUGACUGAAAUUCACGCCGCUAAACUUUUAGCAAACUAAGAGGCACAGUGUUGAUCUCAGUGGCUUCUGGAACCACCUUGUGCUGUGUUAUCAAGGGAGAAUUUCACUAAUGUUCUGGCGGGCUUCUCAAAUCGGAAUGAGCCGCUUUGCCGUAUAUUGGAUCAAGCCAUUCGAUUCUUUUUUUGCACGGAAGAUGCAUUCAGUGGCUUUUGUCACAUGCCCUGAUUCGUCAGUGGCUAACAAUCUGGCUUCUUUACUGGUGACCAAGCAACUAGCCGCCUGCGUGAACAUUGUGCCAUCUAUCGAAUCGGUUUACCUCUGGAAUGGAAAAUUAGAAAAAAGUUCGGAACUGCUAUUGAUAAUCAAAACUCGAUCCAGUCUCAUGGAGGAACUGAUCACAACCGUGAAAGCUAAUCAUCCAUACGAUUGUCCUGAGGUCAUAUCGUUCGAAAUACAAAACGGCUCUCCUGACUACCUAAAUUGGAUAACCAAUUCAACUUCACAGUUACCCUAUGUUUACCAUUAACAUUUUGAUUAAUUAAUAAAAAUGCCAAAUCAUGUGACUUCUUGGUCCGCUGUAAAGGCAUUGUUAUUGACAAUCCUUUUCGUCAUUCAGUAAUGGGAAGCGUACUAUCAUCU